Nannospalax galili (Upper Galilee mountains blind mole rat) is the source of this 467-nucleotide messenger RNA. It is a transcript of the gene Cd52, whose product is annotated as CD52 molecule. Gene Ontology annotation, cellular component: sperm midpiece. Gene Ontology annotation, biological process: positive regulation of cytosolic calcium ion concentration. The transcript has 2 exons. The coding region runs from base 66 to 305 and encodes 79 amino acids. NCBI's taxonomy places the organism in Eukaryota, Metazoa, Chordata, Mammalia, Rodentia, Spalacidae. The record is from RefSeq and is a predicted model, not a curated record.
AAGAGGCCUACAGAUAGCCCUGAACUCAACUCCCAAAGCUGCUACAGAACCCAAGCAGAUCCAGGAUGAACAGCUUCCUCUUCCUCCUCACCAUCAGCCUCCUGGUUAUAGUUCAGCUACAAACUGGAGUCUUGGGAAGCCAGAAUGCUACCGAAAAGGCUGUUACCACUGUCAAGAUCAUCACCCACUCGAGGACCAGGGAAACUGUCAUGAAUAGUGGGGCGUCAGCUCUCAGUGAUGUGGGUGGCGGCAGUUUCCUUUUCUUCUUGGCCAACACCCUAUUCUUCUUCUUCUACCUCAGCUAAGGUGAUGGUGUCACCUCUAGCCCUAUGCCCCUAAAACAGCUGCUACCAUCAGUAGUCAGGGACGUCUCCAUCCAGUCCUUGAGAGGGAUAGACACCAGAGAUGCCAGAAAAUUGACAGGCACUGUGGUAGGGGCAAUGGCCAGAAGGGAGGUACUAAUGGGA